GCAGGCGGCCGCAGCAACAGCGACAACCCCUGGAGCCCUCCUGUGAAGGAGCGUCCCUAUUCGCGCCUCUGCGAGGCCCUUGGAGACAGAAACCAGAAGGGGAGCCGCCGCGGAGUCGCUCCGCGGUCGGUACAGCCCUUAGGACGCUCGGUCCCAUCCUCGCGCUCCUGCUCCGGCUCCUCCAUCUUGGCCUCGGCAGUAGCGGCUGCCGGGAGGAUGUGCCGCCUUCUGGCAGGGGGAAGAAGGAGGAGAAGAUGAAGAAGUACCCGCGGGCCUUGGCCCUGGUCACCUGCCUCUUUCUGUGCUUCCUGGUCUGGCUUCCCAUUUGGCGUGUAUGUUGUAAAGAGAGUUCUUCAGCUUCAUCAUAUUACUCUCAAGAUGACAAUUGUGCACUAGAAAAUGAAGAUACACAAUUCCAGCAAAAGAAAAAGGAAUCAAAAGAGUUAAAUUCCCCUGUGGUUGAGACACUCCCUACAAUUGAUCUACAUGAAGAUUCCAGUGUGGUUGUGAACAGUGAAAAUGUUGAAAAUAUUUCCAGCUCAUCUACCUCAGAGAUCACUCCAGUCUCAAAGCUUGAUGACAUAGAAAAAUCUACUAUUCUCCCAGUAGUCAAGCCAAGUGUAACUGAGCAAUCGGAAACUAAUUGUGAUGUUGGUGAAGUCCUUGAUGCCAAUGCUCCAACUGAACAACCUUCCUUUGUCAGUCCACCUGAAAGCCUUGUUGGCCAGCAUAUAGAAAAUGUGUCAUCUUCACAUAGCAAAGGAAAGAUAACAAAAUCGGAGUUUGAGUCAAAAGUUUCAGCAAGUGAACAGGUUGAUGGUGAUCCAAAAUCUGCAUUGAAUGCUUCAGAUAAGUUAACAAAUGAGAGUUCUGAUUACAAAAAGCCAGGAGACAUUGACCCCACAUCUGUAACAAGUCCCAAAGAUCCAGAAGAUAUUCCAACGUUCGAUGAGUGGAAGAAAAAAGUUAUGGAAGUAGAGAAAGAAAAAAGUCAGUCGAUGUAUCCAUCUCCCAGUGGGGUUACACAUGCCACCAAAAAGGUCCAGAAAAAUCGAAAUAAUUAUGCCUCAGUAGAAUGUGGAGCCAAAAUAUUGGCAGCCAAUCCAGAAGCCAAGAGCACGUCUGCUAUUCUUAUAGAAAAUAUGGAUCUUUAUAUGUUGAAUCCUUGCAGCACUAAAAUUUGGUUUGUUAUUGAACUCUGUGAACCAAUUCAAGUUAAACAACUUGACAUUGCAAAUUAUGAAUUAUUUUCUUCCACUCCUAAAGAUUUUCUGGUUUCUAUAAGUGACAGAUAUCCCAUAAAUAAGUGGAUUAAGCUGGGUACUUUCCAUGGUAGAGAUGAAAGGAAUGUCCAGAGUUUCCCUCUAGAUGAGCAGAUGUAUGCGAAAUAUGUAAAGAUGUUCAUCAAGUACAUAAAGGUGGAGUUUCUAUCACAUUUUGGAUCAGAACACUUUUGUCCAUUAAGCCUUAUAAGGGUAUUUGGUACUAGCAUGGUGGAAGAAUAUGAAGAGAUUGCUGAUUCUCAGUAUCAAUCAGAACGUCAGGAACUAUUUGAUGAAGACUAUGAUUAUCCAUUGGAUUAUAAUACUGGGGAGGAUAAAUCUUCGAAAAAUCUUCUUGGUUCUGCUACAAAUGCCAUUCUAAAUAUGGUGAAUAUUGCUGCUAAUAUUCUGGGAGCAAAAACUGAAGAAGUGACAGAAGGCAAUAAAAGUGUAUCUGAGAAUGUCACUGCCACAGCUGAUUCUAAAAUACCUGAAUCAACUCCUGUUUCAACUCCUCUCCCAUCACCUGAGUUUGCAACCACUGAAGUACAUGUCCAUGAAAUGGAGCCAUCAACACCAGAUACACCAAAAGAUAGUCCCAUUGUCCAGUUAGUUCAAGAGGAAGAUGAGGAGGCAAGUCCAUCUACAGUGACUCUUCUGGGCACUGGUGAACAGGAAGAUGAAUCACCACCCUGGUACCGAAAACAAAUGGAAGAAAUGCAAAAGGCAUUCAAUAAAACAAUAGUGAAACUUCAGAAUACAUCGAGAAUAGCAGAGGAGCAGGAUCAGCGGCAAACUGAAGCCAUCCAGUUGCUACAGGCGCAGCUGACCAACAUGACACAGCUUGUUUCAAACUUAUCAGCAAGUGUGGCAGAAUUAAAGCGUGAGGUUUCAGAUCGACAAAGCUAUCUUGUCAUAUGUUUGGUGCUCUGUGUUGUCUUGGGACUGAUGCUUUGUAUGCAGCGCUGUCGGAAUACUUCUCAAUUUGAUGGAGAUUAUAUUUCAAAACUUCCUAAAAGUAAUCAGUAUCCAAGCCCUAAAAGGUGCUUCUCUUCCUAUGAUGAUAUGAAUUUGAAAAGAAGAACUUCAUUCCCUCUCAUCAGAUCCAAGUCUCUACAGUUAACAGGCAAAGAAGUAGCCCCAAAUGAUUUGUACAUCGUAGAACCCGUCAAGUUUUCACCAGAGAAAAAGAAGAAAUGCUACAAAUAUAAAAUGGAAAAAAUUGAGACCAUCAAGCCAGCAGAUCCAUUGCAUCCAAUAGCCAAUGGAGACAUAAAAGGAAGGAAACCCUUUACGAACCAGAGAGAUUUUUCUAAUAUGGGAGAAGUUUAUCACUCUUCUUAUAAGGGUCCUCCAUCUGAAGGAAGCUCAGAAACUUCAUCACAAUCAGAAGAGUCUUAUUUUUGUGGCAUUUCAGCUUGCACAAGUCUGUGCAACGGACAGUCCCAAAAGACAAAGACUGAGAAGAGGGCUUUAAAACGAAGGCGAUCUAAAGUUCAAGACCAAGGAAAAUUAAUAAAAACUCUAAUACAGACUAAGUCAGGAUCAUUGCCGAGCCUGCAUGACAUAAUCAAAGGAAACAAAGAGAUCACCGUGGGAACGUUUGGUGUUACAGCAGUCUCGGGACAUAUCUGAAAU
Messenger RNA from Elephantulus edwardii (Cape elephant shrew), 2900 nucleotides. It is a transcript of the gene SUCO, whose product is annotated as SUN domain containing ossification factor. The record is from RefSeq and is a predicted model, not a curated record. Bases 255 to 2897 code for a protein of 880 amino acids. The transcript has 23 exons. Gene Ontology annotation, biological process: regulation of bone remodeling; protein folding in endoplasmic reticulum. Gene Ontology annotation, cellular component: membrane; cytoplasm. NCBI's taxonomy places the organism in Eukaryota, Metazoa, Chordata, Mammalia, Macroscelidea, Macroscelididae.